Austrofundulus limnaeus is the source of this 1410-nucleotide messenger RNA. RefSeq names its product dehydrogenase/reductase SDR family member 13. The transcript has 5 exons. NCBI's taxonomy places the organism in Eukaryota, Metazoa, Chordata, Actinopteri, Cyprinodontiformes, Rivulidae. The coding region runs from base 135 to 1091 and encodes 318 amino acids. The record is from RefSeq and is a predicted model, not a curated record.
GGUUUUGCCUGAGAACCUGGUCACGCCCUAACAGGAAAGGGGUGUGUUUGCAGGAAUGAGAGAGUCAAAAUAGAAACUGGCCAGACUGGUGCAACAGUGAAACCAGUCUGUUCUGAAGCUCAGAGUCAAAAACAAUGUUAGCUGUAAUCCUGCUUGUGGCUGUUGUUUUAGGAGUCUCUUACACUUUUCAUCAUUUUGUGGUGAAGGGACAAAAAUGCAUGAGCAAAGCGAAGCUGCAUGGGAAAACUGUGAUAGUGACCGGCAGCAACACUGGCAUCGGGAAGACCACAGCCAUAGACCUGGCUAAAAGAGGAGCCAGGGUUAUUCUGGCCUGUCGCUGUAAGCAGAGAGGAGAGACCGCUCUCCAGGAGGUCAGAAAUGAGAGUGGCAGUAACCAGGUGGUCUUCAUGCAGCUGGAUCUGGGGAGCCUUAAAUCUGUUCGCAGUUUCGCAGAAACUUUCCUGAAGUCUGAACCCAGACUGGACAUCCUGAUCAACAACGCAGGUAUAUGCAUGCAGGGUCAAACAGAAGAUGGGUUUGGACUCAUGUUUGGUGUCAACCAUCUUGGUCACUUCCUGUUAACCAACCUGUUGUUGGAUCGACUGAAGGAGUGUGGACCCAGCAGGAUUGUAAAUGUGUCGUCCAUGGCUCACAACUUUGGAAAAAUCGACUUUGACUGCCUGAACUCCCACAAAACUCUGGGGUUUGGGACAUCAUCCUAUCGGGUUUUCCAAGUUUACUGUGACAGCAAGCUGUGCAACGUUCUCUUCAACCAUGAGCUGGCCAAGAGGCUGCAGGGGACCAGUGUUACCUGCUACACCCUUCACCCAGGAGCAAUCAGCUCUGAUCUGGGCAGGAACACAAGCUCAGUCUUACAUGUCGUCCUGAAGCCUGUCACCACAUUCUUCUUCAAGAACACCAUCCAGGGCUGUCAGACCACCCUGCACUGUGCUCUGCAGGAGGGCAUCGAACAUCUCAGCGGGCGGUACUUCUCCAACUGCACUGUGAGAGAACUCUACGCUAAAGCCAAGGAUGAUGCUGCAGCUAAGAAGCUGUGGGAGAUCAGUGAGAGGUUCUGUGGCCUUCCAUGAAAACGCCCCUGAUCCUGACUCCUCAUCCUUUCUGAAGGGCUUAAUGUGGGCAGGUGACUCACCUGACUGAACACUUCAGCUCAACAUUAAACAAUAAUGUAGGGUUAUGAUUUGAAAAGUAUUACAGUAAAUCCACUUAUAAUGAUCAAACAGGAGACUCUGUCUUUCUAAACCACUUUGAUGCUAAGGUUUUUACACCAGUGUUCAGAUUUCUCUUAAAUGUGAACUUGUUGAUGAAACAUUUUAUGUAUCAGCUGUUAUGUGUUUUAACUGAUCAAGUGUAAUAAAAGUCCAGACAGUUGUGUUUUUUUUAACAAUA